UCUAGGAAUUUCCUGGUUUUCAUCCUUAUCCCAACAAACAAACAUGGCCUCGAUCUCUGAACUCGUUGACUCUACCAUCGAGAAGAACAGGGUUGUGAUCUUCUCUAAAAGCUACUGCCCAUACUGCCGAAAGGCAAAGAACCUGUUCGCGGAAAAGUUCCCCCAGGUUGAACCCAAAGUUCUCGAGCUCGACGAGUUGGACAACGGAUCUGCCAUCCAGGACUACCUCCAACAAAAGACCGGUCAGCGAACUGUUCCCAACGUGUUUGUCGAAUCACAACAUAUUGGAGGCAGUGACGAUACCAAGGCAGCCUUGGAGUCGGGCAAACUUGCCAAACUCCUGACCGCCGCGUAGGGUAUGACCUUCGACUACGAGAUGACAUCCCCUGACCCCGUGUCCCUCAACAACAGCUCCGCCAACCUUUAGUCGCAUAUUGACAAUGCUUGCAUUUCCUGAACGAGGAAUUGAGGAAUCACGUCGGAUCUAUGGAGGAAACAUCACGGUUUAGCUUGCAGUCUUUGCAUGUAUGAAUUAGCGCAUCUCUAUUCGAAAUAUUACUACCAACCUUUUCGACGC
Molecule: messenger RNA, 577 nt
Organism: Coprinopsis cinerea okayama7#130
Lineage: Eukaryota; Fungi; Basidiomycota; Agaricomycetes; Agaricales; Psathyrellaceae
Exons: 5
Coding region: 44-355 (103 amino acids)
Biological process (GO): cellular response to oxidative stress
Cellular component (GO): cytoplasm
Molecular function (GO): glutathione disulfide oxidoreductase activity
Source: RefSeq, a predicted model, not a curated record